AUGUCGAAGGGUUAUAGCCAAGCUGACUCCGACGAGAUCGACGUCUUCGAGGCAACAUGGUACUUCUCCGGCGGAAUCGAUGGCGCAGGCCUCGGCCUUCAGAGAUCCAUGAGAGAAGAGAGACUGAUCAGCUGGGGAGGAGAUAGGAGUUUGGACACACUUGCAAGGUCCACCAGACUUCCACAGCAGUCCAAAAAGGUUGAGAACCAACGCAAUGACAAGAAGAGCAGACAGCCCAGCUCGGCCGGUCGUAGGUUAGCUAGCUUCCUCAACUCUUUCAUCAAGCAAGCCAUCUACAGGAAGAAAUCAAGGGCUCUCAACCCCACUGAGUCAGAGGAGGACGCAAGUUUUGAGAAGAUGCAUGCAGGGAGGAGAAAAGGUAGCAUCAACUACUCCCAGCGCAUGAAGAGAAAUGACUCCAGCAUCCUGUGUUCCACGGAGCGUUGCUGCAAUAGCAAGUCUAGUGGGCACCAGAAAUAUGCUCCUUUCUGCUCACAGAGAGAACUUGGGUACGAUAAGAGGGUAAUAGAUGAGGAUUGGCUGGUUGAGAGAGCUAAAUCCAUGGAUGGUUAUCCUGAGAACAAAUGGCUAACUAGUAAAGCUGGUAAUCGGCUUCUUGACAAAGAAGCAUUGUGGAGUGAAGAGUUCAUGAAGAAGCAACACAAGUGGUUCAGGAGGACAGAAGAGGAGGAUCGGGGAGGGAGUGAAUCCAGCUCUGAACUGUUUGAGCUGAAGAACUAUGAUCUGGGGAAUGUUGCCUUUCGUUGA
This is a messenger RNA of Musa acuminata AAA Group (dessert banana), 768 nucleotides long. Its product is annotated as protein BIG GRAIN 1-like E. The transcript has a single exon. The record is from RefSeq and is a predicted model, not a curated record. The coding region runs from base 1 to 768 and encodes 255 amino acids. NCBI's taxonomy places the organism in Eukaryota, Viridiplantae, Streptophyta, Magnoliopsida, Zingiberales, Musaceae. Gene Ontology annotation, biological process: auxin-activated signaling pathway.